Molecule: messenger RNA, 2008 nt
Organism: Aethina tumida (small hive beetle)
Lineage: Eukaryota; Metazoa; Arthropoda; Insecta; Coleoptera; Nitidulidae
Product: MFS-type transporter SLC18B1-like
Exons: 13
Coding region: 129-1910 (593 amino acids)
Biological process (GO): transmembrane transport
Molecular function (GO): transmembrane transporter activity
Source: RefSeq, a predicted model, not a curated record
UUCAAUUUGCACUGGUCACCGGUUGACAGAUACCAGGAAAUAAACAUAUUUUUUCACUGUUUUGUUUCUGGAAAUUAAUUUGUUUAUGUUUGUGCCAUUGCUGAUAAAUCUGGAAGUAGAGCAUUAUAAUGGAGGACGAAAUCUUAGUUAUGGAAGAUGAAGAAGUUCAAGGAACAAUGGAAAAAGAUGAACUUAUACCAUCUAAAUCAAAUGCUCUAUCAUCACCAGAAGUUAUUAGUCCAUCUUCUAGUAAAAGCAGUUUUGCAAUUUCAUCUAAUUCAGGAAAUUCUGGAUCACUUAUUCAUAGAAAAUACAUUCGAAGUAAAUCCCUAUCGAAUAUCGCCCCUGAAGCUUACACCGCUCGAGAAGCCAACAGAAUCAGGGAGAGAUUAUUAAGAACCAACUCGCAUUUAGAACCAGAUGCAAUUAGAAAUUUCUCCGGAAGUCAAAAAAUGACUUUGAUUCUGUUGGCAGGGGUGGAUUUCAUGAGCUUUUGUUCCAUGUCGAUUAUGGCACCGUUCUUUCCACGAGAGGCUGCCGAAAAGGGUUUGUCUGACACGUUGUCUGGCUUCGUGUUCAGCUUUUUUGCUCUAGUCAUGUUUAUUACGUCUCCUAUUUUUGGAAAAGUCCUGCCAAAAAUUGGUGCAAAGUUUUUGUUUCUUGCUGGGAUGUUUACAGCAGGGGGUUGUAAUAUAUUAUUUGGAAUGUUAGAGUAUGUACACGAUUUUACACUCUUCACUACUUUAUGUAUAGUUAUUAGAGGUCUGGAAGCAUUGGGAGCUAGCGCCUUUUCAACUGCUAGUUACGUCUUCGUGGUGAACACGUUUCCAAACAACAUUGGAUCUGUAAUUGGAAUUUUGGAAACAUUUGUAGGCCUUGGAAUGAGCACAGGCCCAGCGUUGGGAGGCCUUUUGUACUCCUUGGGUGGCUUCAGCCUGCCAUUUUUUGUGUUAGGGGUAGCAAUGAUAUUAAUAGUGCCAAUAAACAUUUGCUUAUUACCUAGAGUUGAAGACUUUAAUGUAGAGAAUAAAUCUACAUCGAUAUUUAAAUUAAUAAAAGUUCCUGCAAUCGUUGUGACCGGACUGGUUGUAGUAGUUGUUUCCAGUACUUGGGCGUUCCUGGAUCCGACUUUAGAACCUCAUUUACGACAGUUCAACCUAAGUGCUGAAAAAAUAGGGCUAAUAUUUUUACUAUUCUCCGGAUUAUACGGCCUAUCGAGCCCAGCUUGGGGAUGGUUGGCAGAUAAAGUUAAUAAUCACUGGUCGAUGAUGGUUGUUGGUUUGUUUAUGUGCACCAUUGGGUUACUGUUAUUAGGACCAUGCCCACUUGUACCAUUUUUAGAAAGUUCACUUUGGCUCAAUUUGGUAGCCCUUUCAAUUCUUGGAAUCUCAGUAGCUCUAGCCUUAUUGCCAACAUUUCAGGGUGUUCUUUCAAGUGCCAUUAAAGGGGGAUGUGGUGAUUCACUGGCAACAUGUAGCGUGGUGGCUGGUGUUUGGUCCUGCAUGUAUUCGUUAGGAGAAGUUAUUGGUCCUUCUUUGGGAGGAUUCCUCUUGCAGUAUUAUGGGUUUCCUAUUACAGCUACUGUUAUGGCUUCUAUGACUUUAGUUCUCGGCAUAACUACAUUUAUAUUUUUCGUAUGUAAAAGUACUUAUUGUAGCGAUUCAGAUACAGUUUCCGACAGCGGUAUCAGUGAAUCGUGGAAAAGUUCAGCUAACUCGGAGGCUUCUGAAAGUACGCCAUUACUUUUCACUAGGGUCGAUUCCAGUCAUCGGCUCUAUACUGAAGACAAAAUACAGUAUUAUGAGCACAGCAGAAAACAAGAUAAUGAGAAUGGUGAUAUUGAUUUCAAUCAAGUAACUGACGUAAGGGGUACUGUUAAUAUAACCCCAAAGGGGUCGUGUGAAGUAUGAGAUAUAUUAGAUAUAUAUUUAUACAUAUGAAUAUCCUGUGGGUUAUUUGUACUUUUAUAGUUAUAAUGUUUGUUAAAAUUAAACAAAAUUGAGUAACA